Exaiptasia diaphana is the source of this 2023-nucleotide messenger RNA. RefSeq lists its product as uncharacterized. The transcript has 3 exons. Gene Ontology annotation, cellular component: plasma membrane. The record is from RefSeq and is a predicted model, not a curated record. Lineage: Eukaryota; Metazoa; Cnidaria; Anthozoa; Actiniaria; Aiptasiidae. Bases 201 to 1283 code for a protein of 360 amino acids. Gene Ontology annotation, biological process: canonical Wnt signaling pathway; non-canonical Wnt signaling pathway. Gene Ontology annotation, molecular function: Wnt receptor activity; Wnt-protein binding.
AACCCCUAUAUAUGUUUUUGAUUUCUAAAUUAACUCCAGGCUCAURAAUAUUGGAAAAGCCUUCAGCAGGAAGUAAGAGUUGGGUAUGUUUUUAUACAAUUAGACGUCGUCCAACCGAAGUCACUCCUUAAUCAUUAAUCAGAGUUGCGCUCACAAUAAAACAACGUUGGCUGCAUUAGAAGAAGAUCCRCGAUGACAACAUGGAGAGUCACAUCAUUCAAGUGGUACUCUUCUCUUUGGUGUCACUUACUCAAGGUAAACUAUGCGAAAACCUUCACCCUGGUUUGUUUGCGGCAUGUGUGAAUGCUGGAAUCAACACAACGAUUGCGUUCACCUCAUAUACGUCCAAUCCAAGCAAGAAAGUUAUAAUCUCAUCUCUCACAAGUCAAACUAUUACUGAACUUCAAGGUUGUUCGCCUUACACUGGCUUCUUAAUCUGCUCAGUGACUGUUCCAAAAUGCAUUGAAAAAGUCUAUAAUCCUGUUCUACCGUGUAAACGCGUAUGUGAAGACGUAGUUCGUGGAUGCGAUGUCCAUGGAGUGCAUAAUGGAGACGUGGAAUGGCUGAAAGGCUUGUGUAGGAUUUUACCUGAWCAGGAUUCCAAAGAUACGAAGUGUAUUGAGCCGAGAGGUUUUAAACCACUGCAUAAGAGAGUUCCCAUUCGAAAGAACUGUACAAAGUUAUUUCUUUCUCACUGCCAAGGCUUUGGAUUCAACUACACCACAAAAUCGUUCAUCGAGCAGCUUUAUCUAAGCCAGCACUUUGACUCUAUAUUAAACGAAACAGUCAUUUCAUCGACAAGUACAUACUGCAGGUCUCUAGUUCGUGAACUCCUUUGCACUGUACUUAUUCCGCCUUGUUUUCAAGACAAUCACUCAAAGCCAGCGAUCUACACCGUGUGUAAGGMACGCUGCCAGGUUUUGUGGAGAGAAUGUCCGACGGUUUUGACAAAACAAUUUGGUAUUUUUGAAGAUUGCUCGAUGGAAGCAGAUAGAGAGACUGAUUAUAUAGGGUUCUGUAGRGUCACUCAGUGGCCUGGGUCACACAAAUGGCUUAAAGCAAAGUCCACUAUAGUGGAAGUAACCAAGAAAACAGAAAAUAGCAAAGACCCCGAAAUACACGCUCUUGCGUUAUYAAUAACAUUCGCAAUAGUUCUGACGUGUGGUAUUCUUGCUUCAGCGACGUACUGUUACAUGAAGAAAAGAAGAGUGUUUAGCAUGCGCGGCUACUGGAGGCAUGGMGACGAGGAAGAGGAGGAGAUGGCUGUCAUUAUGACUACUUGAAUGACGUAGAUGAUGGUGAUGAUGAUGAUGAAAUUGGACAACAUAACAAUAUGUUUACGGGAGAACUGCCAUCGUAAUGCGUCGACACAUAUUGUAGUUAURAUAGUAAUUAACUGAACAAAGUUCUAGUGUUCAGUUAAAACCUAUGGAAUUAACCCCCGAUUGACGCUUUCCUGGGUUUUGAGCAACUAUACCCCCUUGACGAUAAAAAUUUUUGUUUUCUCAGUUUGUAUUAGUGCUACUUGUAUAUUUACCGUCCUUUAUUCAAAACAUUCCACCAACGCAAUUCAUCAGCUUCGUGCUAUAACUUAAUUUGAUUUUCUGACAAGCGUUUAAUAGCGGUAAGACYCCCGGAGGACCUUAAAUAAAUAUCGUUCACUUUUGRCUCCUUUUACAUUAUUGGCAGAUCAUGCAAGUAAAAUUAACUUGAACUCAUUUUGUAGUCAUGGUGAAUACUAUAGACACUUCAGGASAGUWUCAGGKUCGCUUGACACUAAGUGACAUAASAAGAAAACACAAAGGAAUGUAAUAAAACGCAUGACUUAGUCACCGACACAAGCACAARCAUAAGAAUGAGUAAAUGCAAGAAAACGGAAAAGGUCCUUUUGRUUUMUAAAUGCAUAAAAUGGMGAACGUUUUCGUUUGUUUUUGUCCACAGUUUUUCUUAUCUCCCAAUGUGAAUCAGUUAUUAACGAGUAUCAAUCACCUAUAUGACAUCAAUUAAUAAAAUAUUAYCGCAA